Messenger RNA from Neogale vison (American mink), 5668 nucleotides. It is a transcript of the gene CDC14B, whose product is annotated as cell division cycle 14B. NCBI's taxonomy places the organism in Eukaryota, Metazoa, Chordata, Mammalia, Carnivora, Mustelidae. Gene Ontology annotation, molecular function: protein serine/threonine phosphatase activity; protein tyrosine/serine/threonine phosphatase activity. The transcript has 14 exons. The record is from RefSeq and is a predicted model, not a curated record. Gene Ontology annotation, biological process: protein dephosphorylation; regulation of exit from mitosis; microtubule cytoskeleton organization. Bases 377 to 1828 code for a protein of 483 amino acids. Gene Ontology annotation, cellular component: centrosome; mitotic spindle; spindle pole.
GGUGGGCGCGCGCGGUUACCCCGGGCAGCCCCAGCCGCCGGCGGCAGCACCGUCGCCUCGGGCGCCCCAGCGGGCUGCGGGCACCUGGGGGCGGGCUGGGGGGCGCCGGCGGCGGCAGGAGGCGCUGUAGCCAGGGCUGCGGCGCGGGUCCCUUGGCGGCCGCAGGAGGGAGCGGGGCAGGCGCGGUGGGCCCGGCCCCUCCUCCGACUCCUGCGCCGCCGCCUCCCGCCGGGCUCAACCGGCGCCCGUCGUCCCCGCAGCGCCGUUCCGCGCCCGCCACCCCGAGCGCCCGCGCGCGGGGUCGGCGGGGGCCUCGGCGGGCGAGCGGACGCACGGGGCCAUGGUCGUGGCCCCCUGACGGGCCGCGGCCGCCUCCAUGAAGCGGAAGAGCGAGCGGCGGCCGACUUGGGCCGCCGCGCCCCCCUGCUCGCGGCGCUGCUCGGCGUCCUCGCAGGGAGUGAAGAAAAGCCGCAGCUCCACGUCGCAGGAACUGCACCGCCUGGACCACCAGGACGACCUGUACCUAGACAUCACCGAUCGCCUUUGUUUUGCCAUUCUCUACAGCAGACCAAAGAGUUCAUCAAAUGUACAUUAUUUCAGCAUAGAUAAUGAACUUGAAUAUGAGAACUUCUACGCAGAUUUUGGACCACUCAAUUUGGCAAUGGUUUACAGAUACUGUUGCAAGAUAAAUAAGAAAUUAAAGUCCAUCACAAUGAUGAGGAAGAAAAUUAUUCAUUUUACUGGCUCUGAUCAGAGAAAACAAGCGAAUGCUGCUUUCCUUAUUGGAUGUUAUAUGGUUAUAUAUUUGGGGAGAGCUCCAGAAGAAGCAUAUAGAAUAUUAAUGUGUGGAGAUACAUCCUAUAUCCCUUUCAGAGAUGCUGCCUAUGGAAGUUGCAAUUUCUACAUUACACUUCUCGACUGUUUUCAUGCAGUAAAGAAGGCAAUGCAGUAUGACUUCCUUAAUUUCAACUCAUUUAACCUUGAUGAAUAUGAACACUAUGAAAAAGCAGAAAAUGGAGAUUUAAAUUGGAUAAUACCAGACCGAUUUAUUGCCUUCUGUGGACCUCAUUCAAGAACCAGACUUGAAAGCGGUUACCACCAACAUUCUCCCGAGGCUUAUAUUUCAUAUUUUAAGAAUCACAACGUUACUACCAUUAUUCGUCUGAAUAAAAGGAUGUAUGAUGCCAAACGCUUUACAAAUGCUGGUUUCGAUCACUAUGAUCUUUUCUUUGCGGAUGGUAGCACCCCUACUGAUGCCAUCGUCAAAGAAUUUCUGGAUAUUUGUGAAAAUGCAGACGGUGCCAUUGCAGUGCAUUGUAAAGCUGGCCUUGGACGAACAGGCACUCUAAUAGCCUGCUACAUCAUGAAGCAUUACAGGAUGACAGCAGCUGAAACCAUUGCUUGGGUCAGAAUCUGCAGACCUGGCUCAGUGAUUGGACCACAGCAACAAUUUUUGGUGAUGAAACAAGCAAGCCUCUGGUUAGACGGUGACUAUUUUCGUCAAAAGUUAAGGUGUCAGGAGAAUGGAAAACACAGAGCAGCUGUCUCAAAACUCCUCUUGGCUGUUGAUGACAUUUCAAUCAAUGGGGUCGAGAAUCAAGACAAGCAAGAACCUGAACUGUACAGUGAUGAUGACGAUGGAGUGACACAAGGUGAUAGACUGCGGGCCCUGAAAAGCAGAAGACAGUCAAAAACAAACGCUAUUCCCCUCACAUGUUCCCUAGCUGUGCUGACCUCUGCACUGUGUAGUGUUGUCAUCUGGUGGAUUGUUUGUGACUACAUUCUUCCCAUCCUGCUAUUCUGUCUUGAUGGUUUCAGAACACAGUAGCCGUCGGGACCCUUUGACAGAUAGCUGCUGUUCCCUCCAUUUCAAGGACUAAAACAGUCUUGCGUUAAGUAAAAACCUGUGACCAGAACUGAAGGAAGACUCUAGGAACAGAAAACUGCAGCAGGACUUAGCACAAUUUAUUUGGAAACAAAACAAAAUUGCAAAAAGCCUUAGCUGCUUUCCACCUAAGAAGUUUAUUCAAGGAAGACAAUGUCCACUGGAGUUUAAAUAACGGCAUGAGUUUGGGCACAAGCCGUGACUUGAAGAAGGCCCAGCUCACCUUUUGUAGAAAUGUCUCGAGUUUAAUGACAAAAAAGCUGUUGUAAAUUUAGUCUCAGGUGUAAAUAUCAAAAGCCCUCUGCUGUCGGGAGAGCUGACCAGUUUGUGUGGUGCACGUGUGUCCCUGUGACGGCAAUCAUUUUAGCUGCUGGCCUUCAGAAGAAGUGAGGAUCUGAUGGAGGUUUUUUAUGUAUUUAUUUUCUGUUCAUCCUGUGUCAAAAUUUAUAAAGAGAAAACAGGCGUUACUGAAAUGAUUCUCUCUGUAAUUUGAUACUGUUUGGUUUAACAAUCUUCAGUUCAACAUUUGUAACGUGGUUGUAAUGGUAACUCUGUUAAGUACCCAAACUGCUUGUCUUCCACCAAAGAGUGCUUUAUUAACAAGAACCUGUGAAAACCCUGUUUGAAGACUGUUGGAUGUUGUGAUAAAAAGUGGUACUUUGGUAACCUAAACUGGUAAGAGAAUGUGAGCCGUAGCUCUAGGAAGACUCGGGAGGGGAAACUGGCUUCAGAGUUGGAAGAUUGUUGUAAGUCAUUCCUCUGUGUGGUGUUGAGGAACCGGAGAAUGCCAAGGCUGCCCACUGUUUGGUUGCUCAGUCCUACAAACUAAAAUCGUAUUUCCUUCCACACGUGAUUUAAAAAACAAAAACAAAAACAAAACAGCACUGUUGGUGUUUUCCCUUGGAAACAGCCAUCCCAAAUAAUGGUGGCUUAAAAGGAAAAAAAAAAAAAGGUACUGCUUUAUUAGGGUCUUUCUUUGUAGCAUUGUGGCUUUCUUUUUUGUGUGUGUGAUCUGCCUAAGGCCAUUCACAUACCCUUUGAUUUCUGUAACAGUUAUUCAUAUCUGGAUUUCAGUUGUUUGUAAAUAAGAGACUCACUGUUGCCUUUGGUUAGGGAAUACAACUAACUCUUUGCAGAGUGCCUUCGCCCCUCCCCCCUAUAGAAACACGCAGAUCUGUGAUACAAAGCAAUCACAAAAAUAAUUUAUUUGCUGCUAAAACAAAAAAAUGGGGCCCAAAAUACAAGAAUAUUUUGCAGUCACUUUGGUUACCUCCAUAAUAAAAAGUGAAUGGCUUUAGUUAUUGUUAACCAAUUUUUGCCUGUCCUGGUUUGGAAAACAGGGGAUACAAUAUGGAAAGGCUAGAGAAGGCAAAUGCCUUCACAUUACAAGAUGAAUGAGCCAAGUGAGCAAUUCCAUUUUAAAAAGCUGCCUUUUUAACAAAACUUAGAGUGGUAAGAAGUGGUUAGAAUAAACAGAUUCAAGUCUGUUAAUGCAAAAAGUUACUGGAAGACCAUGGCUCCAUUUUGAUAUUUACUCUCUUGGAGUAAAUUAUAAGGUUGACUGGCUUUGAGGGGAGAUGGCAGGUGCCACUUGUCUUGGUCAGACAAGUGGCCUUUCCCCGUCAGGGGAUGGGUCAUGCCGGCUUUUGAACACUGGGGACUAGAUCUCAGAAAAAAAAAAGGUGGCUUUCUGUCCCUGAAGUGAAGAGACACAAAGACCCACUUACUGGAUGGGAAGACCCCUCUUUGCUAAGCUCUGGGUGGGAGGAGAAACAUUCUAUUUGCUGUCUCGGAGAUAAUACUAAGUAUUCAGACUGUGCCCUUGCAUAAAACAUUGAAUUCUCAGGGCAAUUCUUCCCUUGACAAUUUUAAAGGCCAUCUCUCCUGCAUAAACAAUCCAGGUAGUUAUGAAAAUCAAACUUCCAUCUCAACUGUCCCCGGUUUGGCUUUUUACUACAUCAGAAAAAGUUACAUGUGCUGUCUCCCUCAUAGUGAAUAAGCCAUUUGGUGUCUUGGCCAAGAGUGAAAAAUCUGGGCUUCAGCAUUAACCACAGUACUUUUUUAUUUUACAAAUUGCCUUUUUGUGUUGGCUGCUCAAGUUUCCAGCUAGAAUUGCUAUCACUGUGGCUCUUUCUAAAAAAUCUUUUUGUGUUUAACAGGCCCACUAAAAUGAGUCAUGGGAAACUAGUGACUUGAUAAAGAAGCAUUCCGUAGAACGCACUGGGGAGUUGGAAUAGUGCUUCAGGGCGACUUCACAGCACACCAGUAAACUUACUGGGGGUGGAUGUAGAAUCCAGGAAGUGUCUGGGUCUGACUGAUGGAAAGUUCUUUCUGCUAUGAAUAAGAGUGGAUUCUUUUUUUCCCCUAACGGAAAUUUCAGCACACCCAGAAUCUUCCGAGAUUCUAACUCCCUUGUCGUAAGAAAGACCCUGUUGCUAUGGAAUAUGAAGUAGGGCAUGUCAGAUGGAGAGAUUCCUUCAAACUUGAAGCCUUAAGUAGCUUUGAAAGGACACCGAGAUAGUUUCCACUGGGAUUAAAAUUAGAAAUGAAUAUUUUUAGGUGUUCUUGAAGCUUUUGGGGGACUCUUGUCCAAAGUCAGAGACAGUCCAAAGGAAGGGCAUCUGCAAAACCGGGUAUCUAGAAGUAUAGACAGACUUCUCUUUUGUAAUGCUAAAGAAAAACUAGAAAUCUCUCUUAGCUGUCUGUGAAGAGGGGUAAAUCCUGAGCUGUGCCUCACUAAAACAAGUAGCCUUCCUUGUCCCAGUAGCCGCUUCUGGGUGGUAUGCUGCAUCUCCGGCGCUCUUCUGUUCUAAACUUGGCCCCAUUAGCCUGUCACCCACCCACUUCCUUCUCUUCCCUCCUCCCCUCUCACGGGGGUGAUUUCUACCUCUUUUCUUGGGCCCAGACAUUUUUAAGAGGAAUUCCCAAGUGUUCUCACGAGGCAAAUGUGCUUGCCCUUGGAGCCUGAUGGCCGGUUCGGCACACCCUGCGGACCAUCAGGCGCUCUGGGUGGUGUCGUGCCAAGAGCUUCUGGAGGCUUUCCUUUGCUUCAGUCACCACCAUUCAUGACAAAUGAGCAAUGCGCUCUUUUGAUGUUUGUUCUAAAAGUAGCUUAACUGUUUCUCUUCAUACAUUUUUACAAGUAAUUCUUGCAUUUUAGAAAGCAGUGCUCCUCAAAAACGACUUUAAAAAACUGUUUUAAUCCUUUAAUAGUUCUCUCCUGCGAAAAACUGUCCUGGUCAGGCUAGCUGCUGCUCCUCCAUUUCUCCUCAAUCUGAGUAUUCCUCGUGUUGCUAAGUGGAAAUACUACAGAUAUGUCCAAAAGACUGAACAAUACUAUACUGUGUAAGAAAUUACCUCCUUAAUUGCCCAGUAGAAUUAACUGUCAGCAGCAGAUAAGUUCAUCUGAUUAUAGUACUGCAGUUUUAUAUUAAUAACUUGCAGACUUUUAUCUAACCUGCACUCAUGUACAGAUUAUUAAAAGUUUUAAAAUGUAACUGAUUAAUCAGUAUUUGAUCAAUCAUUGUUCUGAUUUUUUUAUUAAAAUGUAUAUUUCUAAUCAUAUUUUAUAAAGCCAAGAGAACUGGUUGAAUGAAUGUUUAUUUUCCUGAAGGUAUUUUUAAGAUAAAGCUUCAUAAUGGCCUGUAAACUUUGCAUAUCUAUGUAGUUUGGUACGUAUUGUCGAGUUUGAAAAUCUUGUGUAUUGUAACUGGUUUUAUACAAAACAUUGAAUAGUGAAAAUUGUAUCAUUAUAAUCAUAUAAUUAAAAGUAUUAACCAAACA